GAAAUGUUAGCGACCCUAAUGCAGCAACGAAAGAAAAGUAUUAAUAUUAAAAGAGAGAAAAACACCCAAUUACUAGCUAUUAAUAAUGAUAGGAAAAUUUCAGCCCCAGCUGUAAUAUUAACAACAACAAAAAAUAAAAUUUCCUCCAGCAGACUAGCCGAGGUCAACUCAGCUUUCGUCGCUUUGACAGCCGCGGCUGCCACUUCAGAAUCUGAUAUAGUAGUAGAUGAGACCACAACAACAACAAUGCCAGCCAUUACACGAAAUCGUUGUUUUAGUGACACAAAAACUGCACACGUCAAAAGAGGAAAAGGCGUUUUUCUUCACUGGCAGCAAUGGAGUAAAAGACAAAAUCAGCAACAGGUUAAUGACCAAUAUCAGCAAAAACACUGUACAUUGGAAGAAGAAGAAACCAAUCAAAUCGAUGAUGCUUGUGUUAACAGCAAUCAGAGUAAAAAUAUUAAAAGAAGUACUAGCAGUUUUGCUGCUUUGCGCGAAGAAGAAAAGGAUGAAAAUAAUGAUGAAGAUUUUGUUGUUAAUAAAAAUGUAAAAAGAAGUAUGAGCACUUGUACAAUGAUUAAUAACGGAAACGGAGAUAUUAACUAUACAGAAAGUAACCGACAAAAUAAUCAACAAACAAAAUUAAGAUUAAAAAAUUUUAAAAAAUUGAGAGAUUUGGGACGUGGAGCUUAUGGAAUUUGUGGACUUUAUAAGGAUGAGAGAAGUAUUUUAAAUAAACAAGUAGUAAUUAAAAGGGUAUCUUUGGAAUGCAAAAGUGAAAAUGAAAAACAAAAAAUUUCAUACGAAGCUAAUCUUCUUAGAAAAUUAAUUCAUCCAAAUAUUAUUCGUUUACAAGAUUCUUUUAUUGAAACAGAGCAAUUAUGUAUUGUUAUGGAAUAUCUUGAAGGGGGAACUUUGGAUAGAAUGUUACAGGAAAGAAAAGGAAUAAAAAUGGGGCAAGAUUUGAUACUCUACUAUUUUACUCAGCUAACAAUGGCCAUUGACUACAUUCAUGCAAUGAAAGUACUUCAUAGGGAUAUAAAAACACAAAAUAUUUUUCUCAAUCGAAAGAUGACAAUUGUUAAAGUUGGGGAUUUUGGAAUAAGCAAAGAACUUAAUUCAAAAUGUCCACAAGCAUCCACAGUUAUUGGAACCCCAAAUUAUUUAUCUCCAGAAAUUUGCUCAGGACGUUCAUAUGAUGUAAAAUCAGAUAUUUGGUCAAUGGGUUGUGUUUUGUAUGAAAUGGUUGAAUUAAGGAAAGCUUAUGAAGGGGAAUCGUUAUCUUCCUUGUUAAUUCGAAUUGCUAGGGGAGAACAUGGCCCUAUUUCAUCUACAGUCACUCAAGAUAUGCGAAAUCUAGUUGAAUCUUUACUUAAUAUAGAUGAGAAUAAAAGACCAAGUACUACAGAAAUAUUGUUACGACCAAUGGUUCUUCGAAAAUGGAUGGAAAUACAUGAAAAUUUAGGGAGGAUUGAGCCAGAUAUUGAACUUUACACGAAAGAAACGCAUUCAGAAAAAGUAAAAUAA
Molecule: messenger RNA, 1527 nt
Organism: Meloidogyne enterolobii
Lineage: Eukaryota; Metazoa; Nematoda; Chromadorea; Rhabditida; Meloidogynidae
Source: the annotation of a GenBank genome assembly